AUGUCUGACCAUCAAAACUUGGCUGGAAAGGUUGCCAUUGUCACCGGCUCGAGCCGUGGAAUUGGCUCUGCAAUUGCCAUUCGGCUUGCCCGCCACGGAGCUAACGUGGUUGUGAACUACGUCAGUUCUGCCGCAGCUGCUGAGAAUGUUGCGGCAGAAAUUCGUAGCCUUGGCGUCAAGGCGCUCAUCGUGAAGGCCAAUGUCUCCGAACAGAAAGAAAUCAAGUCAUUGUUCGAACAAGCCAUCGAGGCAUUUGGGCGUGUGGACAUUGUUAUGAGUAACUCCGGCAUUGAACACUUUGGUGCUCUUGAUGAGGUUACCGGUGACGAGAUUGAUAAAGUGUUUAAUGUCAAUGUCAAGGCUCAGUACUUCGUUGCUCAGCAGGCCUACAAGUACAUGGCGGAUAAUGGCCGCCUGGUCCUCACAUCCUCUAUUUCAGCGCAAAAGGGAAUUGCCAAGCACGCUGUGUACGCCGCUUCGAAGGCGGCCAUCCAAGGCAUGAUAAAGUGCCUUGCAUAUGACUUUGGUCCGAAAAACAUCACGGUUAAUUGCAUUGCCCCUGGAGGUGUCAAGACGGAUAUGUACGCAGAUGCGGCUGCUGAUUACAUUCCUGGGGGAGAAAACAUGACCACGAAGGAGAUUGAUGAGGCGCUCUCCAAGUGGUCGCCAAUGAACAGACCUGGAUACCCUGCGGACAUUGCAGGGGUCAUCGCUCUCAUUGCUAGCCCUGAGUCUCAGUGGUUAACUGGUCAAACAUUCCACAUUUCUGGUGGGGCUCAUAUGGUCUAA
Messenger RNA from Penicillium brevicompactum, 789 nucleotides. RefSeq lists its product as uncharacterized. Bases 1 to 789 code for a protein of 262 amino acids. Gene Ontology annotation, molecular function: oxidoreductase activity. NCBI's taxonomy places the organism in Eukaryota, Fungi, Ascomycota, Eurotiomycetes, Eurotiales, Aspergillaceae. The record is from RefSeq and is a predicted model, not a curated record. The transcript is spliced from 3 exons.